This is a messenger RNA of Tripterygium wilfordii, 2193 nucleotides long. RefSeq names its product pentatricopeptide repeat-containing protein At1g10270-like. The record is from RefSeq and is a predicted model, not a curated record. The transcript is spliced from 2 exons. Gene Ontology annotation, molecular function: protein binding. Lineage: Eukaryota; Viridiplantae; Streptophyta; Magnoliopsida; Celastrales; Celastraceae. Bases 44 to 1840 code for a protein of 598 amino acids. Gene Ontology annotation, cellular component: chloroplast.
CAUCAGCUUCUCCUUUGUCCAGUUGCCACUAGGGUUUUAGACCAUGUCCCUGUACCGCCUCCUCCUCCGUUCCCUCCAUCAACGUCGCGAAUAUUUUACGGCCACCCAGCCCUUGUCAGGCUCUUUCAUCCAUCACAUACUCCCCAAUGCUUCUGAUUCCGAUUCCUGUCUCACCCCAGCACAACGACAAGCCCGCCGUUCCUUCGCCUUCUCUUCCGCAGAAGAAGCAGCCGCUGAACGCCGCCGGAGGAAGCGCCGCCUUCGGAUAGAGCCUCCUCUCCACGCUCUCCGAUCUCAGCAUGCCAAUCCACCCCCUAAUUCUGGUCCUCCCCGCCCUGCUCUACCGGAUUCGACUUCCGCACUUGUUGGCCCCCGGCUUAAUCUCCACAAUCGCGUGCAGUCACUAAUCCGCGCCUCUGACCUGGAUGCUGCCGCCCUUCUUGCCCGCCGGUCUGUUUUCUCCAACAUACGACCCACUGUCUUCACCUGCAAUGCCAUCAUCGCAGCCAUGUAUCGUGGCAAGCGCUAUGACGAUGCCAUCGCCCUCUUCCACUACUUCUUCAACCAGUCUAACAUUAUUCCCAACGUGGUAUCUUACAAUAAUCUCAUCAACGCCCACUGUGACAAGUCCGAAGUGGACACUGCUCUCCAAGUUUACGGCCACAUCAUUGCCAAUGCACCGUUCAGCCCAUCCCAUGUCACUUACCGACAUCUGACGAAAGGCUUGAUUGAGUCUAACCGGAUUGGUGAGGCCGUCGAUCUCUUACGCGAGAUGUUGAACAAGGGUCAUGGGGCUGAUUCCUUGGUGUACAAUAAUCUGAUUAGUGGGUUUUUGGAGAUGGGGAACUUGGACAAGGCCAAUGAAUUAUUUGACGAGUUGAAGGAGAGGUGUUUGGUGUAUGACGGGGUUGUUAACGCAACCUAUAUGGACUGGUUCUUCAGGCAAGGUAGGGAUAAGGAGGCUAUGGAGUCUUACAAGUCCUUGAUGGACCGUGGAUUCAAGAUGGUACCCGCCACUCGUAAUGUGCUCCUGGAGACAUUGCUUAAGCACGGUAAAAAGGCGGAAGCUUCUUACUUGUUUGAGCAGAUGCUGGACGAUCACACUCCACCAAAUUUUCAGGCAGUGAAUUCCGAUACUUUUAACAUAAUGGUGAAUGAGUGUUUCAAACUUGGGAAGUUUGCGGAAGCAGUUGAUACCUUUAAGAAGGUAGGGACAAAGCCUGGGUCGAGGCCUUUUACCAUGGAUGUUGCUGGGUACAGUAAUAUCAUUGUGAGAUUUUGUGAGAAUGGAAUGCUAACGGAGGCGGAGAGGUUUUUCACCGAGUUGUGUUCCAAGUCACUGAGCCCUGAUGCCACAAGUUAUAGGACAUUGAUUGAUACCUAUCUUAAGAUGGAGAGGGUAGAUGAUGCUUUGCAGAUGUUGAAUAAAAUGGUGGAGGCUAGGUUGAGGGUAGUUGUGGGUUUUGGGACUAGGGUAUUUGGUGGGUUGAUUAAAAACGGAAAAGCCGUGGACUCUGCCCAUGUUCUGUUGAAAAUGGGAGAGCAAGAUCCAAAACCUGAUGCUCUAAUAUAUGAUGUUGUGGUUAGGGGGCUUUGUGAUGAGGAUGCAUUUGAUAUCGCCCGGGAUGUACUGGAUCAGGCUAUGAGGCAGAAUGUUGGUGUUACUCCUGCACUGGAGGCAUUUGUGCGUGAUGCUUUUGGGAAAGUGGGACGGGUACAAGAGAUUCAGAAUCUUCUGGAUCCCAAUAGGUGGGGAUUAUCAAGGCCUCUUCAAAUGGGAGGGCAGACACAAUCAAGGCCUCCUCAGUUUCAAGGGCUGCAGCGAUUUGGACCACCGUAAAUGGCUGGAUAAAGGACAUCAUUCAUUCGGAGCCCCUAAACAACUGGGCAACCACCAUCCAGGUGUGAGGUGUUGACAACCCAUGAAUUAGACAAAAUUGAUCAUACAAAAGCUGUGACUCAGUAUUUAUGUGCCUUUUUGGGACAAUAUAUGGUGAUUUAAUGAGUUCUGAGGCAUAUCCAUUACUCUUCCUUGUAUUAUCCUUUAUUUUAUGUCAGUAUAUGAUGCCUAUCCAACUUAUCAUAUUAGUUUUUUCUCUCUUUGAUGAAGAAAUAUAAUUUGCAUCUGAUAUUUUUUGUGCAUGGAUUUGAAUUUUGGAUUAUGUAAUAAAAUGUUUCAGAGUUUCCAUAUCA